Bursaphelenchus okinawaensis is the source of this 15642-nucleotide messenger RNA. The record is from the annotation of a GenBank genome assembly. NCBI's taxonomy places the organism in Eukaryota, Metazoa, Nematoda, Chromadorea, Rhabditida, Aphelenchoididae.
AUGGCGGCUGAAACGGAAGAUUCUCAGCCAUUGUCCGAAAACGAUGUAAGUUAUUAUGUUUAGGUGACAGUUUACAAUAAUUAAUUAAAAUUUGAUAUAUAUGCCUUGAUUUUAACGUUUUAGGAAAAUGCAUCACCAUUGGUGAAUUUUGAAACUUUGAGUGAAUAUGUUACUUGUGUAGUGUCAGUUCUUCUUAACGAACCAAACUCGGAACUAAUCUCAGAAGCUUUGGACAAUGCCAAAACAGUUUUGGAAAAGUUUAUUGCUGAUUCUCAAGUACCUAUUUUGGCCAUCGACAAAUGUGUUAGGCGAAGCGACGAUGGAACAGAGGAGGUUUCCGUUCUUUAUACAGCUUUGAUUGAGAUGCAUUAUCGAAAAGAUCACGUAUCGACUAUCAUUUUUGUGAAGAAAGGCCAAUGUGUGACAACCGACUCUCCAAUUCAAGAUCAAGUACUUUUGUCUUCGUAAGUUUGAACCUCAUGGUAACAUCUGUGUUUAGAAUGGACAGUGCAGAUCCUUAUGGAUCGACAUGUGCCCAAAUUGGACGAGUAUUGGCCCCGUACUUCAAGUCGAUUAACAAGGAUAACAGACGUAACGAACGAGAAGGCGACAAGUUGGUACCUGCUGUCGAGAAAGGUCUGAAUGAAGUUGAAGUGGCUUUGGUUCAUCUGAAGCAGAACAUCGAGAUUCCAGACGUUGAUUUGAUUGUGCAUCCAAAAGUUCAAGCUAUUGUUGACGCGGCUAAAGAAGCUGGACGAAAGCCGGCCGUUUCAGACAUUGGAGACGAUUUGAACGAUGCCAACUUUUUGAACACUCUACAAUCCGGUGUUACUCAUUGGACCAUGGACAUUUUGAAGGUUACCAAGAUGGACCGGAAUCCAGAGUCGGGCACUGCGCUUCAAGAAGUUGCAUUUUGGCUGAAUCUAGAAGGCGCGUUGAAGAAGAUUCAAGCUCAAAGAGAAAGCGACGGUGUUUGUCUGACGAUUGACAUUCUCAAACAUGCCAAGAGAUUCCAUGCGACAGCUUCGUUCGAUGAAAACACACAUCUGAAGGAACGAAUGACUACAGCUUCCGACUACAACUCGUUCAUGAGAGAUCUUCCACUGAACGACCUGAUGAGUGCUAACAGUUUUGUUGACAUUUUGAAGGCGUUGACCAACAUCUUUGCUGGUUUGAGGAAGAUCAGGAACACUAAAUACCCAAAUAACCGAGCUUUUGCUUUUCUUCAAGCUUUGUCUAGAGAUUCAACUACUCAAAUUUUAAAAGUAAGAUGUUUUGCUUUUUAGAUUUAUUAUAUUUUAGAGUUGAAAUAAAACUUUGUUAAUUUUUACUUUGUUUUAGGUAUUGCAAGCUUAUCGCUUAUUGAACAUUCCACAAGAUGAAUUCGAAAGUAUUUACAAGAAGUGCUUUGAAGUUUUGAGCAAAUGGGAGACCGAGUACGAGAAAGUACAUCAAAUUAUGAGGGAACAAAAGAAAAAGGAUCCAGAAUCUUUGAAGAACCUGUCAGCCAUCAAAGGAACAAACCUCCGUCACAAAGUGUUGGAGAAGCGGAUUGAGAACAUCAAGGAAUUCAGAAGACAGCACGAGAGACUGAACAAUGUCAUCGCUAGAGUAAUUCGGGUUUCUAAUGCUGGCGGAUCUAGUGAUGGUAACGAUUCUAUUCGAGAGAUCAAUGUCGCUUACGACACCGUGAAGGGAGUUGACUGUUUGGACUUGUCAGUUGAAGGUGACAUGAACUGGGCUAGUGCUACUCGUUACUAUCAUGAGAGGAUUGGCAAGGUUGAGGCAGCUUUGGCACAGAAGUUCAGAGAACAAUUGGAGUCGUCAAGAUCGGCCGAAGAGAUGUUCAAGGUGUUUUCUCGCUUCAAUCCUUUGUUCUUCAGUAGCAAGAUAAAAGGAGAAAUGAAGGAUUACCAGAACAAGUUGAUCGAGAGGGUAAAGGAAGACAUUCAAGAGUUGCACAAGGCUUUUGAUGAUCAAGAGAAUAUCAGAAAUGCCACUGAAGCUUGUGUUAACAAUGGAAUGCCAGAUGUGUCGAGUAGAAUCUUGUGGAACAAGCAGAUUCUGCGACAAUUGGAUUGCUGUAUGAAGCGUGUUGUUGAUGUACUUGGUUCUGAAUGGGCAUCUCACAGAGAAGGUAAGCAACUUCUUAAUUUGUUUUUUUUUUGUAUACUUUUUUGAUUUGGACAUUUAUCUUAAUUAAAAUGUUGUUUUAGGUGUUGAGCUGAAGAAAGAGGAUGAACGCUUCCGACAAAAGCUGAACACCGAUAUUCUACUGGAACAAUGGAUAAACUUGCUUCAGGACAAGAACAUUUCGGCCAAUACUAGGAUGUUUUUGGUCGAUAAGCAACAGAAGGACGGAAAACAGUUGCUGCAUCUUAAAGUCAACUUCUCGACUGAUCUUUUCGAGUUAUGCAAAGGUGUCAGAACGAUGAAAUCUAUGAAUUCCAGAGCUCCAUUCAAGCUUCUUAAUGUAGCCCAUCACAUUAUCAAUAUCUAUCCUUUCGCUAUUUCCUUGAUUCAAUCUGUUCGCAACUACGAGAGUACUAAUGCUAUGGUAGCUUCACAGCCAGGAGCUGAAAUGUUGGUAGCCAACUUCAAGAAGGAUCUUCACAAAUUGUUUAUCGAAGUAAGUUUGGGAUAGUUAUAUCAAGUAUGAUAUGUUUAGAUUGCUGGUCAAGUGUGGGAUUCAUACAAAACAGAAGCUUUGGUGAACAAGGUUGCGGAUUCUGUUGUCAACUACCAGGAGAAGGUAUACGAGUUGCUUGGAAUUCUGUCGAACAUUGACAAGGACGUACGACAAUUGGACACUUGUCCUUAUAAUGCCAAGGAAAUUGGCAAGAUUCUUGGAUCAAUUCAGAACAACGUUGAUCUGCUGUCUUACGGUAGCUUUUCGAAUCAAGUGUUUUGGAUGGAAAAGUUGGACAAACAGGUUAGUUAUAGAGUGUAGAUAGCUUUAAUAGCUUGAAACCUUAUAGAUUGAAGAAAAGCUGGCUGCCAGAGUUGAGGACGCCGUUGCUCACUGGGUACGGUACUUGAAGAUUAACCCAGAAGACAUUGAAGAGCAAUGGGAAGGCGAGAUCACGCCUAUCAAGUUGUCGCUACGUAUAUCUUCUCAGUGUAUGAAUGUCAAUCCAUCUAUCGAACAUGCUCACGUCAGUUUGACGAACCAACUCUUCCAAUGGCACGGUGUAGUCACAAAACAGCCUAGAGUUGUCGCAAACAGGCAUCAGGUAGGUAUUGAUUUAAGGCGUUCACUUGAUAUUUAAUUUGUCUUUAAUUAAUAAAGUUAUUUUUAUUUGUAUUUUGUAGCCGACGAUGAAGCAGAAGCAAGAGAACACAACCUACAAAUCGUGUUUGUUGAAAAUGCCAAACGGCAAGAAGAUUCUGUACGAAGCCUACAAAGUGAUUCAUGAUGUCAUGGGAAGAGUGUCUAGCUACGUGAACGAAUGGGUUAGAUACCAAGUAUUGUGGGAUCUUCAGGCUGACAAGAUCAACGAGAAGGUUGAAAACGAUUUGGACAAGUGGAUCAAGGUUUUGGUGGAGAUUCGCGAUAUCAGAAAGAAGUUGGACGACACCCAGGCCAAAGGAAUGUGUGCCUUCCCGAUUCACGUUGAUGUCAGCGAAGUUCAAAGCAAAGUACUAAGCAAGUACGAGUUCUGGCAGAAGGAGAUUCAACAACGCUUUGUUUCUGUGUUGGGAGAUGCUAUGAUAACAUUCUACAACGAGAUUUCCAAGAUCAGACCAGAGCUGGAAAGCCAAUCUUUAGAUUCUGUUACUUCGGAUGCUAUCGCUUUGAUUACUACGGUACAGGGAUUGAGGAAGAGGAUCGACGUUAACGAUGCCAUUGUUAACAAGUUCAAGUUGGGCGAGCAGAUUGUGGUAUCUCAACGUCAUCAACUACCUCAUUCAUGGGUUUAUGCAGAACACGUGGCUGGAGAAUGGAGUGCUUUGUUGGAAUUGCUGAACAGAAAGAACACUGCUAUUCAGUCUAGAGUAAGUUUGUCGAAAGCUAAUCUGUUUUACCUGAGAAUUGGUUAAAUAUUUUUAUUAUUUCAGGUAGCCAAUCUUCAACAACGUAUAAAAGAAGAAGACGAGAUCGUCGAGAAACAUGUUGUUGACGUUCUUAACGAAUGGGACAAGUCAAAGCCGACUUACGGAGAAAGAAAGCCAAGAGAUGCUCUACAAGUAUUGGGAUCGUUUGAAGAGAGGUUCUUGAAGGUACGAGAAGACAGAGAGAACAUGGUCAGAGCUAAGAAUGCCUUGGACAUUACCGACAAUCUGAGAAUUGGAAAUCAAGUGUCAAAGCUGGACAUUGCUAUCGAAGAGCUGAAUGAUUUGAGAAGUAAGCGGAUGGCUUUUAUUCAAAUUCAAUUUUAACGUUUUUUCUAUUUAUUAUAUUAAUUUAGGUGCUUGGAAUGCUUUGAAUCCUCUGUACGACCAAAUCGAGGAGUUGAAGGAGAAGAGCUGGUUGAUUGUUCAGCCAAGAAAGAUACGACAAGUCAUUGAAGAAUUGAUGAUUUCACUGAAGAAGCUGCCAUCACAAUUCCGUUCAUAUGAAUCUUAUGAACAAACAAAGAGAAUGUUAGAAAAUUACUCUCGAGUAAGUUGAUUUCAAGGUGAAAGUCAACAAAAAACUCAAGAAUCAAAAAAAUUUUGGAAUAAAAAUGUCAACAGUUAUCUAGAAAAAACAUAUGUGCAACAUAUAACAACAUGAUGCAAAGUUAAUCCUUUCAGAUGAAUCCAAUGAUCACCGAACUGCGUUCCGAAGCUCUGAAAGACCGCCACUGGGAGAAACUGAUCCGCGAGUUGCGUGUGAAUUGGAAUCUGAACGAACUGACUUUAGGCCAAGUCUGGGAGGCGGAUCUGUUGCGACACGAAACGGUCGUACGCCAAAUAUUACUCGUCGCUCAAGGCGAGUUGGCGUUGGAAGUGUUCCUGAAGCAAGUGAAAGACUUUUGGCAGGGAUAUGUGGUCGAAUUGGUGAACUAUCAAAACAAGACGAGUCUUAUCAGAGGCUGGGACGAUUUGUUCAAUAAAUUGAAAGAACACAUCAAUUCUUUGACAGCUAUGAAGCUGUCGCCCUACUACAAAGAAUUUGAGGAGGAUGCCUUGUCGUGGGAAGACCGUCUCAACAAGAUCAACUCUCUGUUUGAUGUUUGGAUUGAUGUACAAAGACGCUGGGUAUACCUGGAAGGCUUGUUCUCGGGUUCUGCCGACAUUGCUACACUUUUGCCAAUGGAAUCCAGCAAGUUCUCUGGAGUUUCAAACGAGUUCUUGGCUUUGAUGAGGAAAGUCAGCGCCAGCCCACGGAUUCUGGAAGUCGUUCAUUUCCAAGUAAGAUCUUUUUAUUUUGAAAUUUUAAAGACUUUCUGAUAUUAACAUGAUGUAUAAUAUUGUUUACAGGGUGUACAAAGACUUUUGGAACGAUUGGCUGAGAUCUUGGCCAAAAUUCAAAAAGCGUUGGGAGAGUACCUGGAAAGAGAACGGUCCUCGUUCCCUCGAUUCUACUUUGUUGGUGAUGAAGAUUUACUUGAAAUCAUGGGUAAUUCUAAGGAUAUGAUGAGGAUUCAGAAGCAUCUCAAGAAGAUGUUUGCUGGCAUCAUGACAGUCGACUUCAACGAGGAAACUCGACAGAUCUUGUCAUUGGUGAGCCGAGAAGGAGAGAACGUACAAUUGGAGACCCCGGUCGACUUGAACACUCAUCCUAGAAUUGACGAAUGGUUGAGGGAGUUGGAGAAUGAAAUGAAAAGAACAUUGGCCAAACUGUUGCACCGUGCUGUCGACGCCUUCAGUAAAUUCGAUGUGACUGCGCUUAAGGCUGAAGACUACAUGCAGUGGCUGGAUACUUACCCGGUAAGAUCUUUAACCAUUACAAUUAAGGUAUAAUUUUACUUUUUCAUAUUAUAUUGUUUUAGGCUCAAGUUGUUUCUAUCGCUGCCGACAUUUGGUGGUCUACAACAAUCGAAUCGGUGUUGUCUAGUGGAAAGAAGUUAGACGAUGUAUUGGGUAAUGUUGAAGGUACAUUGGCCUUGCUGUCCGAGUCAGUAUUGUGUGAUCAACCACCAAUCAGAAGAAAAAAAAUUGAAAAUUUGGUAGGUUUUGAAGCUGAAUUAGAUAUUGUUUUAGAGUUGUUGUAAAGGUUUAUAAAUAAAUAUUUCAGAUUACGGAAUUUGUUCACAAACGUGACGUAACCCGUAAACUGGUGAAACUUGGAGUUAGCAACAACACUGACUUCCACUGGCUACAAGUGAUGAGAUUCUACUUCGACAACAAGCAGAUCAACGACCCCACAAAGUGUUGUAUCAUCAGAAUUGCCAACGCUCAAUUUUACUACGGAUUCGAGUAUUUGGGUAUCCAAGAGCGGCUGGUUCAAACUCCAUUAACUGACAGAUGUUUCUUGACCAUGACACAAGCUUUGCAUUCUCGUUACGGUGGCUCUCCAUUUGGUCCCGCUGGUACAGGAAAAACAGAGUCAGUCAAGGCUCUGGGUCAUCAGUUGGGUCGAUUUGUGUUGGUGUUUAACUGCGACGAAACUUUCGAUUUCCAAGUAAGUUUUGCCAAAAGAUGUUUGUAUACUUUACUUUAGGCUGUUGGUCGUAUCUUGGUGGGUCUAUGUCAAGUCGGUGCUUGGGGUUGUUUUGACGAGUUCAAUCGGCUGGAAGAAAGAAUGUUGUCUGCUGUUUCACAACAGAUCCAGACUAUUCAAGAAGCCGUCAGAGCUGGAGGUCAGAUGUCAGUGAACUUGGUCGGAAAGAACUUGAAUGUAAAUUCUAACAUGGCCAUAUUCAUCACGAUGAAUCCUGGAUAUUCUGGAAGGUCCAACUUGCCUGACAACUUGAAACAAUUGUUCAGAUCGUUGGCUAUGACACAACCUGACAGAAAUCUAAUUGCCGAAGUUAUGUUAUUUUCACAAGGUUUUAGUACCGCGGAGGUUUUGGCCAAGAAGAUCGUUCCAUUAUUCAUGUAAGUAUCACAACAAUGAAGUGUUUGUAUGAGUCUUUGAUUAAAAUAAUUAAAAACAUUUCAGUUUAUGCAAAGAACAGUUGUCCAACCAAUCUCACUACGACUUCGGUCUUCGUGCUUUGAAGUACGUGUUGGUAUCUGCUGGUAACAUAAAACGAGAAGAGCUACAAACUGCAAAGGGAGCUCAAGAAACCGACUCUCAGAUUGCCGAACAAAGAAUUCUUAUUCAAUCAGUUUGUGAUACAUUGAUUCCAAAAUUGGUCAGUGAAGACAUUACGUUGUUGUCUUCUCUGCUUCAAGAUGUGUUCCCUGAUGUGUCCUACAAACCAAAAGAAAAUCAAGCGUAAGUUCAUUUUGAUGAUUUCUCAUGUAAUGUUUAGCUGAAUUUUACAGUUGUUAUUUACCUGAUUUUUACAAAUUGUUCUUAUAGAUUACGUGGGGAAAUCGCCAAAGUUUGCGACAAAUUGUUCUUGUCGUAUUCUGAAGUCGCUGGACAAAAUGGUCACUUGUGGUUGGAGAAGGUGAUGCAGCUGUAUCAAAUCACCAAUCUCAAUCACGGUUUAAUGUUGGUGGGUGCAAGUGGAUGUGGUAAGACAUUGGCCUGGAAAGUGUUGUUGAAGGCGUUGGAGAACUACGAGAAGGUCGAGGGAGUAGCUCACGUCAUCGAUGCUAAAGCUAUGUCGAAGGAUUCGUUGUACGGUGUUUUAGAUGCCAAUACUCGAGAAUGGACAGAUGGUUUGUUCACUCACAUCAUCAGAAAGUAAGUUAUUGUAGCUGAUUACUGAUAAUUGUUUAGAAUCAUCGACAACAUUCGAGGAGAGGCUGACAAAAGACAGUGGAUCAUCUUCGACGGAGACGUGGAUCCUGAAUGGGUUGAGAAUCUGAACUCUGUUCUUGAUGACAACAAACUGCUGACGCUGCCAAACGGAGAACGUCUUUCAAUCCCACCAAACGUCCGUAUCAUUUUCGAAGUGUCUGAUUUGAAGUAUGCUACACUGGCUACGGUAUCUCGUUGUGGAAUGAUUUGGUUCAGUGAGGACGUUGUAACAGCUGAUAUGCUCUUUGAGAACUACCUUGCUCGUCUCAAGAAUCUGCCACUGACAGCUGAUGCCAAGAACUCGAACGACGACCUGUUGGCCACAUGUACAAGUACUUCUGAACAAAAGGCUUCUGGAGACAUGAUGCAGGCCAGUAUGGCUGGUGGAGCUGUGUCGACGACUGGAUUGGAGGCUUCUUCUGCUUCUAUGUCUGUGUCGUCGGUAUCCUUGUUCACAACAUCGGCUACAACUGCACCGUCGAGCAAUUCAGUCCAGAAUCAGAAGGCCCUUUACAUUCAGAACGUCUGUUCACUGGCUUUAUCUGAUCACUUCAAUGCCAAUGGAUUGAUACCUCUGUCUUUGAAUUUCUCAAUGGAAAACGUGGAGCACAUUAUGGAAGUGACAAAACAACGCCUUCUGUUGGCCUUCUUCUCUAUGAUGAACUACUCAGUUAGACAAAUCAUCAACUACUGUGAAUUACAUCAAGACUUCCCGUUGCAUGAUGAUCAGGUACAAAGCUAUGUCAACAGAGCCAUGUUGGUCAACUUGGUUUGGUCGCUGUCUGGAGAUGGCAAGUGGAGAUGUCGCCAGAAGUUGUCCAACUUUGUCCGUGACUCAACAACAAUCAUGUUGCCACCAAAUGAUCAGCAACCGAUUAUCGACUACGAAGUUGUUAUUGAGAACGGUGAGGUGCAGUGGGCACAGUGGGCUAGGAAGGUACCAAAGCUUGAGAUCGAUGCCAACAGGGUGGCUUCUGGAGAUGUUGUUGUACCAACAAUGGACACUGUACGUCACGAGCUGUUGCUGAACACGUGGUUGAGUGAAAGAAAACCUUUGGUAUUGUGUGGUCCGCCAGGUUCUGGUAAAACAAUGACAUUGCUGUCAGCUUUAAGGUAGGUAUUUAGGAAUAUAUUUUGUACACUAAAGUAAAAUUAAUUUUCCAAUUAAUGUUUUGUAGAUCUCAGCCGGACAUGGAUGUUAUCAACGUCAACUUCUCGUCAUCUACAACUCCUGAGCUUCUUCUGAAGACCUUUGAUCAUUACUGUGAGUACAGAAGAACACCGAAUGGCCUGGUCUUGGCUCCAGUCCAGAUUGGCCGAUGGCUGGUCAUCUUCUGCGAUGAAAUCAACUUACCAACUCCCGACAAGUACGGUACUCAACGAGUCAUCUCUUUCUUGAGGCAACUAGUUUCCCAAAACGGAUUCUACCGACCAAGCGACCAGCAAUGGAUUUCGUUGGAAAGAAUCCAGUUCGUUGGUGCUUGUAACCCUCCAACUGAUCCAGGACGUCACCCACUCUCGGAACGAUUCCUCAGACAUGUUCCAGUCGUUUAUGUUGAUUACCCUGGUCGCUCUUCUCUUGUUCAGAUUUACGGUACCUUUAUCAGAGCUGUGCUUCGUAUCUUCGGACAUCUGUUUACAUAUGCUGAAGCCAUCACUGACGCUAUGGUCGAAGUUUAUUUGAAGUCGCAAGAACGUUUUACUCAAGACGACCAACCUCACUAUGUCUACUCACCUCGUGAACUAUCAAGAUGGGUUCGUGGAAUUAGUGAAGCCAUCGCUCCUUUGGAUACGCUGGAGUUAACUGAUUUGAUCAGGUUGUGGGCUCAUGAAGCUCUACGGUUGUUCCAAGACAGGUUGGUGUACGAUGAAGAACGGAAGUGGACAGACGAGCUGGUUGAUGAAGUUGCUGGAAAGUACUUUGGCUCAGUCAUCAACAUCACGGAAACUCUACAAAGACCACUGUUGUACUCGUGCUGGUUGACAAGAAACUACAUGCCAGUUACAAGGGAAGAACUUCAGAAGUACGUGGAAGCGAGAAUCAGAAACUUCUGCGAAGAAGAGUUGGACGUCAAGUUGGUACUCUUCGACCAGAUGUUGGAUCACAUUUUGAGGAUUGACCGAAUCUACAGACAGCCUCAGGGACAUCUCUUGUUGAUUGGUGUUUCUGGAGCUGGGAAGACCACUUUGUCAAGAUUCGUGGCUUGGUUGAAUGGAUUGUCUGUCUUCCAACUGAAGGUAAGCUAUGGAAGUUUGACUUGUAUAUCUUAUUUAAGGUCCACUCGAAAUACACUGGAGCUGACUUUGACGAAGACAUCAGACAUGUUCUUCGUCGUGCUGGUUGUAAGGGAGAGAAGAUCUGCUUCAUCAUGGACGAGUCGAACAUGUUGGAUACUGGAUUCUUGGAAAGACUGAACACACUAUUGGCCAAUGGAGAAGUUCCUGGCCUGUUUGAAGGCGACGAGUUCACAACCUUGAUGAACCAAGUCAAGGAGAAUGCUCAACGUCAAAACUUGAUGUUGGAUUCUAAUGAUGAAUUGUACAAGUUCUUCACUAAUCAAGUAAGCAGUAUAUUUAGUUGUAUUAAUAUUGAUUUAGGUUAUCCGUAAUCUGCACGUCGUGUUUACUAUGAACCCGUCUGGAGAUGGCCUCAAAGAAAGAGCUGCGACUUCACCUGCUUUGUUCAACAGAUGCGUAUUGAAUUGGUUCGGAGAUUGGGAUAAUUCUUCGUUGUACCAAGUUGGUGUUCAGUUGACCCAAACAAUUGACAUGACUCGACCUGAAUAUGUUCCACCAAUGGCUAUGAACCGCUGUUGCGAGUUGGUUUCUGAGCCUAUCGAGUACCAUCAUUCAGUAAUUAAUGCGUUCGUUCACAUCCACAACACCGUCAGAAAGAUCAACGAAACAGAAGGCAAGAAGGGACACCAAGUCAUGGCUCUGACUCCCAGACACUUCCUCGACUUCAUCCAGCACUACAUCAGGUUGUUCAAGGAGAAGCGAGAAGAACUCGAGGAAGAACAACGACAUCUUGACAUUGGAUUACAAAAGAUCAGCGAGACUGAAGAACAAGUUCAAGAGCUACAGACUUCGUUGACGAGUAAGAGUAAAGACCUCGAGGAGAAGAAUCACGCUGCCAACACUAAACUACAACAGAUGGUCGAGAAUCAGAAUAAGGCCGAGAACGAAAAGAUAUUGUCAGAAAGGUUACGGAAGGAACUAGCGGCAGAUUUGGUACAGAUCGAAAAGAAGAAGGAAGAAGUCGGUACUGACCUUGCUCAAGUAGAACCAGCUGUGGAGGAAGCCAAACAAGCUGUGAAAGGAAUCAAGAAACAACAAUUGUCAGAAUUGAGAAGUAUGCAGUCUCCGCCUGCUGUUGUCAAGUUGGCUUUGGAGUCGAUUUGUAUUCUGCUGGGAGAAGACCCUAACAUUGAUUGGAAGGGAAUCAGAACAGCUAUGGUCAAAGAUGAUUUCAUCCCUCGAAUUCUUCAAUUCGAUUCUGAAAAUGUCAGACCAGAAAUCUUGGCCGCUGCACAGAAAUAUGCCAAACAUCCAGAUUUCCACUUUGAAAAGGUGAGUUUCUUCUAAUCUUUUUAUCUUUUUAACGAUUGAAUGUGUACUUGAUGUUGUUUUAGGUGAACCGUGCUUCUGUUGCUUGUGGACCAAUGGUAAAAUGGGUAAAGGCACAGAUCUUGUACUCAGACAUGCUCGGAAAGGUAGAGCCAUUGAGAAAUGAGUUGAUCAGAUUAGAAAAUGAUGCCAAAACAAAGACCCAGAAGUGCGACGAGUUGGAGAAAGUAAUCACAGAAUUGGAACAGUCGAUCGCUUCGUAUAAGGACGAGUACGCCAAACUGAUCGCUCAAGCCGAAUCCAUCAAGUCAGACCUGGCUUUGGUACAAGAAAAGGUUCAACGUUCCAUCCAGUUGCUCAAGUCGUUGAGAGCCGAACGCGACAGAUGGCAGAACGGAUGCGACAACUUCAGUCAGCAGAUGGAUACGUUAGUUGGAGAUGCUGUUGUAUCUGCUGCCUUCUUGUCGUAUGCUGGUUACUACGAUCAACAACUCCGAUCAGUGCUUUUCCAUCGCUGGAUCACCCAUUUGGAAGCUGGAGAGAUCAAGUACAGAAACGAAAUCGCCCGGAUUGAGUACUUGUCGACCGUCGACGAACGCUUGGAAUGGACCAACAACGGAAUGCCAAAGGACGAUCUGUGUAUGGAGAACUCGAUAAUGAUCAAACGCUUCAACAGGUUCCCUCUGAUCAUCGACCCGAGUGGGCAAGCCAUCGAGUUCAUGCAGAAACAGUACGGAGGAAAGGGCAGCAACUUCCAAACUACUUCAUUUUUGGAUCCAGCCUUUAGGUAGGACUUACUUCUGUGAUAAAGUGAAAUGAUUAUUGUUUUAACUUAAUUUUUUGUUUUAGAAAGACUUUGGAAUCAGCGCUUCGGUUUGGAACGAUCCUGUUGGUCAAAGAUGUUGAGAACUACGAUCCCAUCUUGAAUCCUGUGCUGAACCGGGAAAUCAAACACACAGCUGGUCGAGUUUUGAUCACCAUUGGAGAUCAGGACAUUGAUUUGUCUCCCGCCUUCAAGGUCUUCUUGGUUACUCGUGAUUCUUCGGUAAAUUUUUAUCUUUGUGUUUUGCUGUUUAUAUUUUUAUUUAAUUGUAUUAAAAAUCUUUUUUUCAGGUCAACUUCCCACCAGAUGUUUGUUCUCGAGUUACUUUUGUCAACUUUACCAUCACAAGAACUAGCUUGGAAACCCAAUGCCUCCACCAAGUACUCAGAAGUGAACGUCCUGACAUUGAUAAGAAAAGGAACGAUCUGCUCAAGUUGCAAGGAGAGUUUGCCGUCCGACUUCGACAGUUGGAGAAGGCGUUGUUGGGAGCCUUGAACGAGUCCAAAGGAAAGAUUCUAGACGACAAUUCGGUGAUCACAACCUUGGAGAAGCUGAAGAGUGAAGCCAGCGAAGUGUCGAGAAAAGCGGCCGAGACUGAUGUUGUUAUGGCUGAAGUCGAAAAGGUGUCAGCCCAGUAUUCCAAGUUGGCAUUAAGUUGUUCAUUGAUCUAUUUGAGCUUGUACCAUCUCCACGAAGUCCACUUCUUGUACAGAUACUCGUUGGACUUCCUUUUGGAUAUCUUUACGUCGGUUCUUAGCUCUCCAGAGCUUAAAGAUGCUAAAGAACCUGCAGCUCGCCUCAACAUUAUCAUCAACAACUUGUUCCAGGUAAGAAUUUUUCAUGUUUUGUUAAAUUCUAAAUUAUUAAGAGUACGUUUUUGAAAAUAUCCUUGUAGUUGUCGAGUAAAUAAAGGUUUCAUUUUUAGGUAUCGUACCGCCGUGUGUCGCAAGGAAUGUUGCAUAACGACAAGUCCAUGUUUGCCUUGUUGUUGUUGAGAAUCUAUUUGAAGUGCUUCAAACACGAAAACGCCUACGAAGCCUACUUUGAUCACAUUCUUCUGAAGGCCGAUCUCUUCACUACAGAUGCUUCAAAGAAGACUUUGGAGCAGGCUUCGGCUAUUCAGAUUCCAGGAGUACAUGAAAAGCACGCUCUCUCUUUGCUGGCAUUGUCUCAGCUGCCAGACUUUAAGAAUAUUGUGGACAAGUGUUCUUCUAAUAAGGAGCUGGAACAGUUCAUGAACGCUGACAAACCGGAACUUGACGUGCCUGUAUUGUGGGACGAUUCUACACAAGAUGGAAUCGUGGUUUCUUUCAACGAACUUCUUGUUAUCCAUGCUCUGAGACCUGACAGAUUGCUGGCUUCGCUCCACAUUCUCAUCUCCACCGUGUUUGGCACUGACUUUAUGCAGCAGGACAAGGUCAUGGACUUAGGAUCCAUUCUCGAGACUGAGGUAUGUUUGGUUGAUUACAACUUUAUUUUUAAAGAUUACAUUCUUUUUUACUGUUAAUCUUUUACAGGUGAAUUGCAAGACUCCCGUCCUAUUGUGUUCCACAACAGGUCACGAUGCUUCUGGUCAAGUUGAAGACCUGGCCUUGAAUAUGAAUAAACAAGUGACUUCGAUUGCCAUCGGUUCAGCCGAAGGUUUCCAACAAGCCGAACAAGCUCUGGAAUCUUCAGGAAAGUCAGGAAGAUGGAUUUUGUUGAAGAACGUGCAUCUGGCCCCAACAUGGUUGAAUCAGAUCGAAAAGAGACUUCAGAAUCUGAAACCUCAUCCACAAUUCAGAAUUCUAAUGACAGCCGAAAUCAAUCCAAAACUACCAGCCACUAUUAUUCAGGUAAGACCUCCGUCUCACUUCAUAUUUUGACUAUGUUUUCAGGCUUCUCACGUUCUUGUCUUCGAACCAGCGUCUGGACUAAAGGCCAAUUUGUUGAGAUCAGUAUCUUCAAUUCCGGCCGGCAGAAUCUCCAAGUCUCCAGCCGAAAGAAGCCGUCUCUACUUCUUGAUCUGCUGGUUCCAUGCUUUGGUUCAAGAAAGACUUCGCUAUCAACCACUUGGCUGGGCUAAUUCGUACGAAUUCUCGGAUUCUGACCUUCGAGUGGCUUGCGACACUCUCGAUUUUGCUUUGGAUUCCAUCGCUCAAAACAGGUCCAAUGUGUCGCCAGAAAAGCUGCCAUGGUUGGCACUGCGUACAUUGCUUUCACAAUGUAUUUAUGGUGGUAAAAUCGACAAUAAAUUUGAUCAGGUAUGUGUUUUGACUGAUGAAUUGCUUGGUUGAUACUCUUGUAAAUUCAUUUUAAAAUUUUUAGACUUUGCUUGACUGUUUCUUGGACAAAUUGUUCACGCCAAAACUUUUUGACCACGAUCAUGUUUUGAUCAACGACAUUGAUGGCAAAGCAUCACGUCUCACUGUUCCUGAAGAAACCAACAAGGACGCCGUUAUGGUUUGGAUGCAUAACAUCAAGUCGGCACAGAUGCCUAACUGGAUUGGCCUUCCAAACAACGCCGAAAAGGUUCUGUUAACAGUCAGAGGACAGGAACUGUUGAGGAACAUGCUGAAGAUGUCUGAUGAUGAGUUGGCUUACGCCGAUGGAGACGAUGACAAGGCUGCCGCCCCAUCGUGGCUCGCUCAGUUGUCAGAACUGGCUCAAAGAUGGUUGUCAUUGUUACCCAAGCAAGUCACCAAAUUCAAGAGGACCAAAGAGAACAUCAAGGAUCCGUUGUUCAGGUUCUUCGAAAGAGAAGUCACCACCGGCAGCAACUUGCUUCAGACAGUUCGUCACGACCUAGAAGACUUGGUAGCUUGUGCCAGAGGGGAACAGAAACAAGACAACCGAAUCAGAGCGGUCGCCAACGCUUUGAACAAAGGAGCCGUUCCACAACUAUGGACUAGAUAUACAGUACCAUUGUCUGUCACCGCUGCAGAAUGGAUUAAGGACUUUGAACAGAGAAUCGUUCAGUUGGUCAAGUUCAGCGAAUCUACUUGUUUGAGGGAUGAACCCGUCUGGCUUGGUGGAUUAUUCUCUCCAGAAGCCUACAUCACAGCUACAAGACAAUUAAUUGCCCAAACCAACGGAUGGUCGUUGGAACAGCUCAACAUGCAUGUAUCUGUUGGAUCUAAUGCUCCAGCUGACAGAUUUACAAUAUCAGGUAAGGUUUCAAUAUACAACCGAUUUCGUAUGGCUCUUCUCCAUUACUUAAUUUAAUUUUAAAGGAAUGGAAAUUGUUGGUGCUGAAUGCAAGUCAGGAAACUCCGUCAGCCUUAUUGAUGAUGUUCAAAGCAGCGUCGGAGAACUGCAUUUCUCAUGGAAACUCGAAAGCAACAAAGUUGAAACUAUCAGUUUGCCAGUAUACCUGUACUCAAAUCGCCGCAACCUGCUUUUCACAAUCAAUCUACACCCAGAAAACUUUCAGAAGUCAUUGCUUUACGAAAGAGGAGUUUGUGUAUUCAGUAAUGUCACUUUAUCUUAA